Messenger RNA from Maudiozyma barnettii, 1419 nucleotides. It is a transcript of the gene RAD57, whose product is annotated as putative DNA-dependent ATPase RAD57. Bases 1 to 1419 code for a protein of 472 amino acids. Gene Ontology annotation, biological process: DNA repair; DNA strand invasion; mitotic recombination. The record is from RefSeq and is a predicted model, not a curated record. Gene Ontology annotation, molecular function: ATP hydrolysis activity; DNA strand exchange activity; ATP binding. NCBI's taxonomy places the organism in Eukaryota, Fungi, Ascomycota, Saccharomycetes, Saccharomycetales, Saccharomycetaceae. The transcript has a single exon.
AUGGAUCUCUAUGAUGAAUUGCCAGCAAGUGCAUUGUUAUGCGACCCAGAAUUUACGGCAUUGUUUGAAGCAUGUCAACGAUAUAGAAUUACUACGAUAGAUUUCCUUACUUUGAAUGUAAGAGAACUUGCCAAGAUUUCUCAAAGAUCUAUUAAUGAAGUGGUAAAAGUUAAAAGAUUACUCUUGAACGAGUUCGACAAGCAAUUUGUCGAAAAGGAUAAGAUUCAAUCUGUAAAGGAAGUUGAACCACCACAAGUAUUUACUUCAGGUGAUAUGGAAAUUGAUUCUUUACUUGGAGGUGGUAUUCAUACUAAAAGUAUUACUGAAAUAUUUGGAGAAAGUUCAACUGGGAAAUCACAAUUAUUAAUGCAAUUAUGCUUAAAUGUUCAAUUACCAAUUGCAAAAGGUGGAUUAGAAGGGAAAUGUGUCUAUAUUACUACAGAAGGUGAUUUACCGACACCCCGUUUAAACGGGAUACUAGACUCAAGACCUGAUUGGAAGAGUAUUGGAGUAUCUCAGGCAAAUAUAUUUACCGUGAGUUGUUUUGAUUUGAUAAGUCAAGAACAUAUUUUGAAUGUUCAAUUGCCCGUGUUAUUGGAGAGAAAUAAAGGUCAGAUUAAAUUGAUUAUUAUUGAUUCAAUAUCUCAUCAUAUGCGUGUGGAAUUGGAGACUAAAUCAUUUAGUGAAUCUCAAGAUAAUAGAUAUUAUGUGGAUAAGAUGGCAGAAAAUUUAUUACAAUUAGCUAAAAAACAUUCAACAGCAGUCGUGGUUGCUAACCAAGUUGGUGAUAAACCUUUGGUGGAUAGACCUGAUGAUUUUGUUCAUCAUUUCAUGGAUUAUGAUUAUCAAUUAGGAUGGUUAGUUGGUUGGAGAGACUCCACGAUUAUGUACAGACAAUAUUAUACAGAUGAUAAUUCAAAAAAUAAAAGUAUUAGGAAUCAUCAACAGAGUCAACGACUGACACAAAGUACGACAUUAGAUUCAAAUUCUACUGUAGAAGAUUUACUAUCAGAUGAUGAGGAUUAUAGUCUCAUUGAAAGAGAAAUUAAUAAAGUUAUAAAUUCACAAUCAACCUCACAAGAAAAUAAUGACUUACCAAAUAAUCCAACAUCCACAACUAAAAGAUCCCAGACAGUUAACUCAAAUCGUUUUGUUCCUCGGAAGAAGAAAAGACGGCUGGAUAUUAGAGUUCCAAAUCUGGGACUUUCUUGGGCUAAUCAUGUUACUACCAGGCUAUUGUUGAAGAAAUCCUAUAAAGCAUCACCAAUGAUCAAACGUGGUGAAGUUAAAUUCUAUCAAGGUGUUGAUCCGGCCUCAUUUUGGCAAGUAAAAAGAACUUUACAGCUUGUAUAUUCUACUUUUGCUAAACCAGGAGAAGUAUCUUUCGUUAUCACAAAAAAGGGUAUAGAGUCUACAUGA